Messenger RNA from Ostrinia furnacalis (Asian corn borer), 1284 nucleotides. RefSeq names its product IQ calmodulin-binding domain containing protein igloo. NCBI's taxonomy places the organism in Eukaryota, Metazoa, Arthropoda, Insecta, Lepidoptera, Crambidae. Bases 224 to 727 code for a protein of 167 amino acids. The transcript has 5 exons. Gene Ontology annotation, molecular function: calmodulin binding. The record is from RefSeq and is a predicted model, not a curated record.
UGCAGGACGCCCGGCCACGCGAAGUACCGCGAACCGAAUCAAACUGAUCAGUGUUCUUUUUUAAAUUCCAUUUUCAAGUGCUGUGAGUGACUUUGUUUUUAAAUUGGAUUGACCGAACUAUUUGAUCAGCCAAAUGAGGAGCAGCAUGUUAUAAUAGUUGGGGAGGUUCAGUGACUAGUGCGCUCUCUUUUUUACCUUAACUAGUGUCGAUUGUGCGAGCAGGAUGGGAUGCAACACCAGCUCCGAAGCCAAAACCGAGGCCAAAUCUACCAAAGAAGAAAAUCAUACUCAAGAUAACCAUACGAAUAAUGCCACAGAAGAGAAACAGAAAGGCGAAUCAGAAGUCCAGCCGUCAGAAGAACAGGCGGCGACGAAGAUCCAGGCAGCGUUCCGAGGACACAAGACGAGGAAAACCAUGAGCAUGAAGGCCAGCAAGCAGCCACAGGCGCAGCAAUCCGAGCCGGAGCCGAGCAAAGCCGAGCUGGAAGCCGAGUUCCGAGCUGACGACAAAGAGCUAUGCAGCGCGGCCACCAAGAUCCAGGCCUCCUUCCGGGGCCACCAAGCCCGCAAGCAGACAGCUGAAGAGAAGGCCAAAGAGCUGCAGGAUCUACAGGAUAAGGAAGACAUAGAAAAGAUCGACCUAGCCGAUCCAGACCUGAACAAGGCAGCCACCAAGAUACAAGCGUCCUUCCGCGGCCACAAGGUCCGCAAGGACGUCCCCAACUAAGGUGACCACGCGUCAGGAUUUGGACUCGUAUGUAGGAUCACGUUUCACAAUACCAAAGUUUUGUUUUAUUUCUGAGACUAAUAGUAUAGGAUCACAUUUUACGAAUACCAAUGUCUCAUUCGGAAUUCUUUUUAUAUGGGUCUCGAUUGAUAAUAAUAGUUUGGUGGAAUUUGGUGGGCUAUACUUAUUCCUUCUGAUUAAAAACCUGUAGUUUCACCGUGCAAGGAUGCAUGUAAAAUGGAUAUUAACUGAUCAAAAUUGUGUGUGAUAAACUGAUAAAAUACAGGUGGCAAAUACAGACAACAUAACAACUUUGUGUCUGUCGUUAGAGACUUUUAAAGGGUUUUUUCCUACACCAUGUUUAUUCGUCAAGCAAUGUAGAAGAAUCGUACAUACGGAUCCAGUCCUCGCAUCGUUUACUAGUAUGUAAAGAGUAAUCGUGGAUGGUAUGUCAAUUCUUUACUUAUCAUUUUAAGUCAAUUUUUAUCCUUUACAUGCUACGAUUAUCGGCUGAAGCAUUGGAUUGACGUGUCUCAUGACUACCAAGAAGUAGUAAA